Molecule: messenger RNA, 1283 nt
Organism: Anolis sagrei ordinatus
Lineage: Eukaryota; Metazoa; Chordata; Lepidosauria; Squamata; Anolidae
Product: transcription factor HES-5-like
Biological process (GO): regulation of transcription by RNA polymerase II; anterior/posterior pattern specification; regulation of neurogenesis
Cellular component (GO): nucleus
Molecular function (GO): DNA-binding transcription factor activity, RNA polymerase II-specific; protein dimerization activity; RNA polymerase II cis-regulatory region sequence-specific DNA binding
Source: RefSeq, a predicted model, not a curated record
UUGGGCGCAUCAGGUGGCCUUUGGCUUGGAUAUAGCAGCGCAUGAGAAGGCAUGGCUCCCAGCCACAGCUGCGUGCUCCGCAAGGAAGAGGAGAGAUUGCCAGGCAAGGAAAAGAAUAAGCUGAGGAAGCCGGUGGUGGAGAAGAUGCGCAGGGACCGCAUCAACAGCAGCAUUGAGCAGCUGAAGCUCCUUCUGGAGAGGGAGUUCCCGAGGCACCAGCCCAACUCCAAGCUGGAGAAAGCCGACAUCCUGGAAGUGGCCGUCAGUUACCUGAAGCAACAGCAGCAGCAUCACAUGCAACGGCAUGCGUUCAGCCCGAAGAGCCCAGAAUUCGAUUUCAACACGGGCUACCUGCGCUGCCUGAGAGAGGCGUUGCAUUUCCUCUCCUUGUGCGAGCCCAAAAAGGAAGCCCAAGCUCGGCUGCUGAAGCAUUUCUGCAAAGUCCAGGUGACGGUCGAAGGAGCGCCGCCAAGCUCUGCUCUCAUGCGCUGCUAUGCGCCACCGUCCCCUUGUCCUCCGUCCAGACCGAAACCUUCCAGCAAGAGCCCACCAAGCGUGACGGCAACGCUCUGGAGACCCUGGUAGAGCCAAGGCUGUGAUAUCGAGCUGCUUUUAGUAGGGUCUCCCGUGUUGGUCCCAAACUUUGGUCCCAGGAACUGCGGAACUCUCCGCUGCGGCUCACACCAAGGUGAAGGCGGGGCUCCCGGCUGCGCUCGGGCUCAGCUGGGCUCCCAAGCAAUGCAAACCCAGAGGGUUCCUUGGUUUCAAAGCCCCUCUUUUAACAGUAGGAAGCAUUUGGUUUCCAUGGGAGGAGGAGGAGGAGGUGGACGUGGUGGUGGGGAUGGCUCUGUUUCUUCUCUGGCAAGAAAGGUUCGGAUCCGUGCCGUAAUUUUCCUUCAUAGUGAAGGGUGGUACCUGCACCUUGCAGUAGGUGGUCUGCUCAUCUGAGCUCUGCGAGAGGGCCUCUUCCUUCCCAAGGCCAAAAGCGGGGCCAAAUUCAGGUGGUUUUGCUCAAAAGAGGCUUCCCAGGCAUCUUGGCCAAAGCCUUCACAGCAUCGAAGGCCGGAAGGAAGGAAGGAAGGAAGGAAGGAAGGAAGGAAGGAAGGAAGGAAGGAAGGAAGGAAGGAAGGAAGGAAGGAAGGGGACUCUGCUCAUAGUGUCCUUUGGGGAGGAAAACGUACCGUAGUUUGCAUCAAGAUGUUUCUCUGUGGGCUUCCACUGUGUUGCCUCUUUCUUCAUGGCGAUUCAUUUCCAUUUCCUUUUUAAGCGUGUCCUUCAACGGG